AUGAAGUAAACUAUAUCUUUUUCUUUUUUGAUAGUAAUAUGUUUUGAAAUUCAAACAUAUUUGUGUUGGAGCAUUUCAAUUUUACCACCAUAAUACCCAUAUAGAUAAUUUGAAAUACAAUAAUCAAGUAUUGUUGAUGGAAAAAGUGAAUGUUUUGGAGUUUGGAGUAAAUAUUUACCUUUGAGUAAUAUUGUAUAAACAGGAGAAUACGGAAUACUUGAUAGUAGCUGCUUUCAUUAAUUUAGAAUUUAAGAAAAAGUAGAAAAAAAUUUAUAUUUUUUAUUUUUUGAAUGCAUAAGUUUUGAGGAAAAAAUUGUUAAGAAAUACUUUUAAUUUUUAGAUAGUGAUAAUAGAGUUACAAUUGAAUAAAUUUCAUUCGAUUUAAGUUCAUAUGAAGGUUCUUGGUUUUUCAAUGGAUUCUUGGCAAGUCCUUUAGAAAAAAGAGUAACUAUCUAUAUUAAGGAAUAAUAAACGAAUUAAAUAUUUUCUAAAGAUAUACCAAUUAGGUUUCCAUUUAAAGAAUAUAUUUUUAUUUAAAUAAUUGGCGGAGAUUUUAAAGUAGAAUAGGCAUCAAAAUUUUAUUUAUUUGAAAAUAAGUUACUAUCAUAUUUUCCAGGAUUAAUAUAAAUUCUUUCAAAAUGUUCUUAUGAUAGACCUGAUUAAUUAUUUUAAUUAAUCUAAUCAAGGGAUUAAAAACCAUGUAUUUGCAAAAAUAAUUAAAUAACGGAUUUACCAGAUGUUAAAAUUUAAAAUUAAGAUAUGUAUGAAUUUUUAUCAUAAAAUACUAAUUGUUAAUAAUUUCUAUUAGCAGGAUGGAUUAAAAUUUUAGAAAUUAAUAACAAUUCUAAUGAAUUUUAGUUUUUGUUAUUUAAAUUAAUGGGUAAUUUUUAACAUCCUUAAUUGACUUAAGAAAAUUUAUCUGCAUUUUAAUUAUUAUACAAAUUAUCAACAUAGAUAAAUUAAAUCAUUUUAACUACUUAUAGCUAUACUUUGCCUGUUGUUAAUAUUGAUUUUUCAACCAAUCCUUAUUUAAAGAAAGUAUAAUUUGAAGUGACCAAUGAUAUUUAAUUGUGGCAUUACCUUCUUGUUGAAAAAUCAGAUUAAUUUAUUUCAAUUACUAUUAAAUUUUAUUAGGGAUAUAAUUAAGAAAAAUUUAGCUUUACUUUAGAAGUAGUUUAAUUCUAAAUGGUAUAAUUUAAAUUACUAUAUGGAAAUAUUUUUUAAUCAAAAUCUAACUAUUUAACUCUUCAACUUACAGGAUUUUAAUUAUUUAAUUGUCUUGAUUUUAAUAAUCCGUAUAUAAAUUGUCAUCCAACAUGCAAAGAAUGUGACGGUCCAACAAAAGAUGAUUGUUUAUCAUGUUAUGAAGAUUCAAAUAGAAGAUAUAUAUCAGAAUAUAAAGUUUGUAUUUGUGAAUAUGGAACUAUUGAUUAGAAUAAUGAAUGCGUUAAUUAUUAAACAUUAUAACUAAAUAAGAUUGAAGUCUAGUAACUUGAAAAAUAAUGUCAGUAUGGUUUUUUUGAAAUUGAUGAUGAUUGUUAUCAAUGGUAUAAUUUAUUUAUUAUAUUUUAGUCCAUCAAGAAUUACAAUUGAUAUGAUAACAUGUUUAGAAUGUAUUUUAAAUCCAAAAUCAUGGAUUAAUACUCUCUUUUGUUAAACAUCCUACCUUGUUCAUCAAAAUGGAAGUGUUGCUAAAAAUUUUUCUUAUGAAAAUUUAUAAUACAUAUUCACAGGAGAUGAAUUGAAAUACUGUCCUAAUUGCGAUUUGAAUUUGAAAGCACCAUACGAUUUAAUUGAAGCAUCAUUAAUAUUUAAAAAUUUCUGCACUGCCAGUUAAUCAAUAAACGAUGGUUGUUAUUUUUGUCAGGAUGAAUGUGAAAGAUGUGCAAUAUUACCAACAAAUGAAUUAUGUUUAGAUAGGACUCCAAAUGUUAGUUUUGGUAAUAAAACUUGUUAUGCUCCAAAUUAUUUAAAUUUUUAUAAGAAGUGUGUAAGUUGUGAACUAGAAAAUUGCUUAUAUUGCUUUGAUUAUUUAGCUAGUGAUCCAACAAAAUCUACACUUGAAAGUUUAGAAAAUUUUUCACUUAACGAUGAAGAGAUAAAAAUAGGAUGCGCUUAGUGUAUAGAAGGGUAUAUCUUUGAAUUUAAAACAUCAACUUGUAUCAACUAAAAACCAAUAUAAUAAAAUUGCCUUAGAUCUUAUAUUAAUUUUGAUGAUAGAGAAAUUUGCACACUAUCAAAUGAUUUCACUAUCUCUUUAGAAAAAAUAAAUUGCCAAGACCUUAUACUACAUUGUAAAUAAUGUAUCAAAACUAUAUAAACAACAAUAAAAUGUUUAAUUUGUGAGGAUGGUUAUAUAGUCUCUUCUGUUACAGGAGUUUGUAGCAUUUGUUCUAUUUUAAAUUCAAAAUAAUGCUAAUAAGAUAAUUUAUAAGAACCAGGGAAAUGGUAAUUUUAAGGUUUUAUAAUUUAAUUUUUGCCACCUAAGACUAGAAUAAAUUAUGAUAUAUCUAGACCAAAUGAAAUAGUAAUUGAGUGUCAUCAAGGAUAUCGAGUUUUAGACAACUAUUGCCCACAAUAUUGUGAUGAAUCUUGUUCAGUGUGUGAAACAGAAAAAUUGUCACCAUCUUCCACAUUUUAUUGCUCUAAAUGCAAGAGAAAUUAUUACAAAGAACUAAUUAGAGUAUCAGUUGAUAGAAAAUGCAUAGAAUGCUCUUCAUUGUGUUAAGUUUGCUAGAAUAGAUCUACUGAUGAGAUUAAUGUAUUAGAAAUAAUUAUAAUAGCAAAUAAAUCCUUAUUUUAUAUAAGAUACAGAAAACUCAAUAUAUACUUUUAGGUGCAUCUAAAAAGUUCCAUUUGACAGCAAAAUUCAUAUUGAUCCAACCCUAGCGAUUGCUUAAUAUUGUUAUUAAGACAAUUGUAACUAUAAAUUAGAAAUUUUAUAUGUAAUAUUAUAUUCACUAACUUAGAAUGAUAUAAAAUGCGAUAAAAUAGAAAUUAUAAAUAAUGCUGAAUAUAAUUAUAAAUAUUUAAAUGAAAUUGGACUCAAAUAUUUCACCAUCACAAUAAAAUUAAUAUUAGAUUGUCAAUUUUGGUUUAAAGAAUUCAUAAUUUAAAACUAUCUGAAGGAAAAUAUAUUUUCUAUAAGAUAAAGUGAAUUAAUUCUUUAGGGUAAUAUAAACCCUAUAAUAAUACUAAAAGGCAUUAAAUUGGUAAUAUUAAAGCAUGAUUAAAUUGUAAUAAGUAAUUGUAUUUUUUAAAUAUCAACUUAAAUGGAAAUGAUAAUGACAAAUAGAGGUCAAUCAAUUAAUUUUUACAUUUUAAAUACAAAGUUUUAUUCAGAACAAAGUUAUCCUACAUAAAUAUCUAUUAAGGCAGAUAGCUUUUAUUAAUUUAAUAUUGAGAAUUUUACAAUUUCAGAUAUCACCAUAGGAAAUUCAAUAAUUUUUGAUAUAUUUUAUUAAGGUUUGAAUGAAGAUAUUAUGAUUAACAAUAUAAAACUUUAGGAUUGUAGAAUAAUAAAUUCAACUUUAUUUUAUUUUUAUAAUGUAAAGAGUAUCAUUUUUAUCAAGAAUUUUACAAUUGAUUCAUGCACCUUUGAAAAUUCAUCAAUUUUUAUUUUUUAAAUGGAUUAAAAUAGUAUAUCUAAUGUAUUCUUAGAUGAAUUAGUGAUAUCAAAUUGUUUAUUUAAAAAUUCAAAACUUAUAUAUAGUCCAGACACAACAAUUUUAAAUAUUGAUAAUUUAUCAAUUAUCAAUAAUUAGAUGCUAAGUUCUUAAUUUAUAGUAUUUAAUUACAACUUUUAUUGUAAUGAUAUUAAAAUUAUUGAUAAUUAUUUUCUUUAGCUUUAAUUAAUUGCAUAAAUCUAAUCAAUUCUAUCAAUAAAAGAAAUUUCGAUAAAGAACUUAUUUGUAAAAAAAAAUCAUUUAACAAAUUGUUCAUUAUUUAUUACAUAGCAAAAAUAAUUAUUUAAUAAUAUUGACUUUUUAUUAUUAAAUUUUCAUUUUGAAGAUAAUAUUCCUUCUUGUAGAAACGACGAUAUUCUAAUCUCAAUAAACUGUUUUAAUUUAAUAAUUUAAAAUAUUUUUCUAAAAAAUACUACAAAUUAUCGUUUUUUAAAUUUAUAAGAUAUACAUUAAAUUCAAAUCGAUAAUUUAAUGUAUGAAAAUUAAGUUCAGGAAUAUAAAGUGCCUUAUUAAUUUGAUUGCUUAAGAAUUUGUGUUCCUCAGUCACAAUUACUUUAAAUUUUUGGAUUUAAUAGAAUUUUUAUAAAGAAUAUACAAGUGAAAAGUUAAUUUAGUGUGGUUGGCAUUACCUUCUUGUUGAAAAAUCAGAUUAAUUUAUUUCAAUUACUAUUAAAUUUUAUUAGGGAUAUAAUUAAGAAAAAUUUAGCUUUACUUUAGAAGUAGUUUAAUUCUAAAUGGUAUAAUUUAAAUUACUAUAUGGAAAUAUUUUUUAAUCAAAAUCUAACUAUUUAACUCUUCAACUUACAGGAUUUUAAUUAUUUAAUUGUCUUGAUUUUAAUAAUCCGUAUAUAAAUUGUCAUCCAACAUGCAAAGAAUGUGACGGUCCAACAAAAGAUGAUUGUUUAUCAUGUUAUGAAGAUUCAAAUAGAAGAUAUAUAUCAGAAUAUAAAGUUUGUAUUUGUGAAUAUGGAACUAUUGAUUAGAAUAAUGAAUGUAUUAAUUAUUAAAGAUUAUAAUUAAAUAAAAUUGAUGUCUAGUAAAUUGAAAAAUAAUGUCAAUAUGGUUUUUUUGAAAUUAACGGUGAUUGUUAUAAAUGGUAUAAUUUAUUUUUUAUAUUUAGUCCAUCGAUAAUUACAAAUACUGUAAUAACAUGUUUAGAAUGUAUUUUAAAUCCAAAAUCAUGGAUUAAUACUCUUCUUUGUUAAACAUCUUUCCUUGUUCAUCAGAAUGGAAGUGUUACUAAAUAUUUUAAUGAAGAAAAUUUAUAAUACGUUUUUGCAGGAGAUGAAUUAACAUAUUGUCCUGAUUGUGAUUUGAAAUUGAAAGCACCAUAUGAUUUAAUUGAAGCAUCAUUAAUAUUCAAAAAUUUUUGCUCUGCCAGUCAAUCAAUAAAUAAAAAUUGUUAUUUGUGUAUAAAUAAAUGUAACUAAUGUGCAAUUUCAUCAACAAAUUAAUUAUGUUUAGAUAGGACUCCAAAUGUAAGUUUUGCCAAUAAUCCUUGUUAUGCUCCAAAAUACAUAAAUUUUUAUAAGAAUUGUGUUACUUGUAAACUAGAAAAUUGUUUAUAUUGUUUUGAGUAUUUAGCUAGUGAUCCAACAAAAUCUACACUUGAAAAUUUAGAAAUUUUUUCACUUAAUGAUGAAGAGAUAAAAUUAGGAUGUGCUUAGUGUAUAGAAGGAUAUGUAUUUGAAUUUAAAACAUCAACUUGUAUCAACUAAAAACCAACUUAAUAAAAUUGCCUUAGAUCUUAUAUUAGUCUUGAUGAUAGAGAAAUUUGCACACUAUCAAAUGAUUUCACUAUCUCUUUAGAAAAAAUAAAUUGCCAAGACCUUAUACUACAUUGUAAAUAAUGUAUCAAAACUAUAUAAACAACAAUAAAAUGUUUAAUUUGUGAGGAUGGUUAUAUAGUCUCUUCUAUUACAGGAGUUUGUAGCAUUUGUUCUAUUUUAAAUUCAAAAUAAUGCUAAUAAGAUAAUUUAUAAGAACCAGGGAAAUGGUAAUUUUAAGGUUUUAUAAUUUAAUUCUUGCCACCUAAAACUAGAAUAAAUUAUGAUAUAUCUAGACCAAAUGAAAUAGUAAUUGAGUGUCAUCAAGGAUAUCGAGUUUUAGACAACUAUUGCCCACAAUAUUGUGAUGAAUCUUGUUCAGUGUGUGAAACAGAAAAAUUGUCACCAUCUUCCACAUUUUAUUGCUCUAAAUGCAAGAGAAAUUAUUACAAAGAACUAAUUAGAGUAUCAGUUGAUAGAAAAUGCAUAGAAUGCCCUUCAUUGUGUUAAGUUUGCUAGAAUAGAUCUACUGAUGAGAUUAAUGUAUUAGAAAUAAUUAUAAUAGCAAAUAAAUCCUUAUUUUAUAUAAGAUACAGAAAACUCAAUUUAUACUUUUAGGUGCAUUUAAAAAGUUCCAUUUGACAGCAAAAUUCAUAUUGAUCCAACCCUAGCGAUUGCUUAAUAUUGUUAUUAAGACAAUUGUAACUAUAAAUUAGAAAUUUUAUAUGUAAUAUUAUAUUCACUAACUUAGAAUGA
This is a messenger RNA of Paramecium primaurelia, 6208 nucleotides long. The record is from the annotation of a GenBank genome assembly. NCBI's taxonomy places the organism in Eukaryota, Ciliophora, Oligohymenophorea, Peniculida, Parameciidae.